GUUGAUUCACUAAUUCAACUCACACUUCUUAUAAAUACCUUUUUCUCUUCCACAGCUCCCACUCUUAAUCUUAUCAUCCAUCUGUAACCACCACCUCACAUGAUCAACGAACCCUGGGUUGCUGCAGCUAUUACCACCGACGCUCUGGUGGCGGACCUUUUAUUACACAUCAAACGAUCAUCAUCACUGCCUACACCUGCACCGCCGUUGAGCGUGAAUCCUCCAGGAUGGGGCGAUCAUAAGUCUCGAUCGAAACCCUCGGCGAUUUGUAAUUCCACCGUCGGUAAGGGACAGCAACGUCGGAGCCCUAGCACACCGUUUUCAUGGAGCGACGGUUACGAUGAGUCUAGUCGGUGUUCAGAUCAUAGAUCCGGCAAGGUUGAUUUGCAUGAAGAUCCGAAAAGAGAGCGUGAGAGUGGAUCAGAAGUUGAGAAUAUGAAGAGGAGGCGGUGUAUGCUACCGGAUCUAAAUGAGACACCGGCACCGGUCUAUGAAUAAUUUGAAAACAGUUUGUGUGAAUACAUACAAAAACAAUAUUAUUUAGGUAGAUCAAGUUAGUUUUUCUUUAAUUUGGAUAACAUUUAUGUUGGUUCAGUUCUGUUUAUACAUGAAGGAAAACAUGAAAACAUACCUUUGAUUGCAUCA
Molecule: messenger RNA, 645 nt
Organism: Helianthus annuus (common sunflower)
Lineage: Eukaryota; Viridiplantae; Streptophyta; Magnoliopsida; Asterales; Asteraceae
Exons: 2
Coding region: 100-498 (132 amino acids)
Source: RefSeq, a predicted model, not a curated record